Messenger RNA from Morchella sextelata, 855 nucleotides. RefSeq lists its product as uncharacterized. Gene Ontology annotation, molecular function: sequence-specific DNA binding; DNA-binding transcription factor activity, RNA polymerase II-specific. The transcript has a single exon. Bases 1 to 855 code for a protein of 284 amino acids. NCBI's taxonomy places the organism in Eukaryota, Fungi, Ascomycota, Pezizomycetes, Pezizales, Morchellaceae. Gene Ontology annotation, biological process: positive regulation of transcription by RNA polymerase II. The record is from RefSeq and is a predicted model, not a curated record.
AUGGUCCUCCAGCGGCCGGUUACCUUUUCAGAUGACUCUGUCCUGGUAGAGCUACCCAGGGUAGCUAAUCCAGAUGUCGCUAAAAGAAUAUACGUCAGGGGUACACUUACACCGAUGAUUGCUGCCACAAAACUCUUUGAGUUACGGAAACUUCAAUCUGAGUGGUAUCAAAACUUGCAUCUUUCGGGGAAUGUUCCCAUUGAAGACCCUAAGCCAUACUUUCGACAAAGGACAGAAAUGUUGAAGGUUUGGAAAGACACAAUGCCCGAGUCGAUUAAUCAAUCUACCAAAGACUGGCUCUACCUUGAAUGGUAUUACCUCAAUGUUUAUGUUGCUGCUCCUUGUCCAAAGAUCCCACGUCCCUGUGACGAAGCGAUGGUUCAAAUCUUCAAUAAUUGCGUCAAUUACGCACGGAGGUUCCGGAACAUACUCCAAGAUUCCAAUGCUCACUUUGUUUACACGUAUCACGAUGCCCUUCGCACAUACUUCAUAGGAAACAACUUUCUCCACGCGGUGUGGCAUAGCGAACAUGCCCUCAUAGAUGGCUCGAAUAUAGAGUCCGCCCUUGAAACAAUAAAAGCAAUUACGUUCGUUCUGACCUCAAUGAUUGUUCGAUGGCAAGAAGUCGAAACCUUAAGGGAUAGAUUUCGGGAGGAAUCAACUUACAUGGUAUCGAGGCGAUUUCAGCAAAAGCUAGAGAAUCUAGUCACUCCUCCGAAAUCAGUCAUAUCAGCACCCCACUUUCCAUACGGAUGGUCUCUCCCGGUAACAGAUAGUUCCCAGCCAGAGUAUAACCCUUCAGCACAUAUUGCGACUGCGGAUUUUGGCAACGUAGCCUUCUAUCGAUAUGGUUGA